AUGUCUCCGUCUACUCGUACUUUAUCAUCUUCAUCAUCAUCAUCUACUUCAACUUUAGAUACUUCAAAAUCUUUUACAACUAAUGAUACCAAUCCAUCCAAAUCUGCCAACAAUGACGAUGAUUUGAACCAUCACCUACCUUCUUUGGCCCUGUUUCCUCAUCCUGCGUUACACAAUCCUACAAGGUUUCUUCCACAAAAUCAAGCUAUCUUGACGACGUAUGACGAUUGGAAGAUUAUCUUGUCUAACAAUAUUGCUUCUUUUGUUCUGGUGGGUGGUAGCAGUGGUACUAACGGCUAUGUCCGUCCUUCUUCUUUGGUGGGUAAAUCGGUCUUGGACUACAUCGACGUUUCUUUUCGUUCAAGGCUACAAGCAAUGAUUAAGAAACGACGACAAGAACUAGUACACUUGGAAGAUUCGGCUGGUGGUAUGGUACUUGUUUGUGGCAAUGUGUUACCAAUUGUGAAAGAAGAUGGUACAAAAUCUGCCGCUUCACUUUGGCUCAAGGAAAAAAGAAAUGAUACUGGAUCUUCUGUAUAUAUUUGGAUUUUUGAAGAAGGACUGAUUUGUUACGUUGAUCAAGGUAUACAAGAAUUAUUGGAUUAUGAACCUGAAUCUUUGAUGGGAAAACCUAUCGACAUUUUGAUUCCGUCCUUAGCAUUGGACAACAAUGACAACAAUCACCACAUAUUUGAUGGUACCACCAAUGAACCACUCUCAACAAAUUUAUAUUCUCAACAACAACAAAGUUCCAAGUGUUAUACUAUCCGUAUUACAUCUAUUCCAAUGAUUGCUGGUUUGGUGACUAUACGACAAGAUGGAAUCAUUGAAGGAUGUAAUGAUGUUUUCGUCAAAUAUAUGUUUGGUUAUUCACAAGAAGAAUUGGUUACUGGUCGAAAGUCUAUUACCGAUUUAAUGCCACAAUUCCCAGGAUUACUACAAAGUCUUCGGCGUGACGAUCUAUUACAACACGGGAUUAUUAUCAACAAUCUUAUUUGUAGAAAGCUAGUUGCUGAUCUUGCAGACUCAUCAUCAUGCAAAACAACCACAAUUACAACUGGAUCAGAUACCCCUACUUUUGGUGGAAAACGACUCACACAAACUCCUCACGGUCAACCACUUCCUGUCUUGAUUGCUGUUCAUCGUGAUGGCACCAAAUUUGAAAUACAGCUGCAACUGAAGUUGGUGGAAGAAUCCGACGAUGGUAUCUGCGCCUUAUGGAUUACUUUUGAUCGGGACUCGACAUUUUCUCGUUUUGGACACAAAAUGGAUGGACCUGCAUUAGAAAUAACUCAGCAUAAUGGACUUGAUGAACAAUCUUCGCCUACAUCACCAUACACUCCAUAUUCUCCUGCAUCUGUGACUUACAAUCGUCCGCGGGCCUUUUCCACGGCUUCUGUUACCAUGCCAGAGUACUCUGCUCAAACUUUAGCUUCUUGUAUCGAUGACUAUGAAAUCUUGGAUGAAAUUGGACAAGGUGCUUAUGGUUUGGUCAAAUUGGCUGUUCAUAAACAAGAUGAAACUCGGAAAAAAGUGGUGAUCAAAUAUGUAAUCAAGUCUCGUAUUUUGGUUGAUUGCUGGACAAGAGACCGAAAAUUGGGAAUGGUACCUGCUGAAAUCCAUAUUUUACACACGUUACGAAAAAUUCCUCAUGAUAAUUGUGGGGAUAUGAUGGACUAUUUUGAAGAUGAUGAUUAUUAUUAUAUAGUGAUGGAACUUCAUGGAGCAGGAAUGGAUCUUUUUGACUACAUUGAACUAAAGGAUACUAUGCAUGAAUCCGAAAUUCGAUCGAUCUUUAAACAGAUUGCCUUGGCAGUACAACAUCUUCACAUUCACAAAAUAGUACAUCGCGAUAUCAAGGAUGAAAAUGUAGUAUUAGAUCAAAAUGGCGGUAUUCGACUGAUUGAUUUUGGUAGUGCAGCUUACAUUCGACCUGGUCGACGAUAUGAAACAUUUGUUGGAACUCUUGACUAUGCAGCUCCUGAAAUUUUACGUGGUCAAACUUAUGAAGGACCUCCUCAAGAUGUAUGGGCAUUAGGGAUUCUAUUAUAUACCCUGGUUUAUCGUGAAAAUCCAUUUUAUGAUAUUGAUGAAAUCAUGGCAAGAGAAUUACGAGUCCCUUUUAUCUUUUCGGAUGGUAAUUAA
Halteromyces radiatus is the source of this 2145-nucleotide messenger RNA. RefSeq names its product kinase-like domain-containing protein. Gene Ontology annotation, cellular component: cytosol; nucleus; cytoplasm. NCBI's taxonomy places the organism in Eukaryota, Fungi, Mucoromycota, Mucoromycetes, Mucorales, Cunninghamellaceae. Gene Ontology annotation, molecular function: ATP binding; protein serine/threonine kinase activity. The record is from RefSeq and is a predicted model, not a curated record. The transcript has 7 exons. Gene Ontology annotation, biological process: negative regulation of glycogen biosynthetic process; protein phosphorylation; intracellular signal transduction. The coding region runs from base 1 to 2145 and encodes 714 amino acids.